ACGAAAACCGAGACGGCCGUCAGGUGCACUAUGUUUUUGGCGAUCAGCUACCUCUGCUGUGGCAUCAACGGACAGUGUAUACACACGGCACCGGGACUGCGUACCGGUGCGAGUGUGACGCCUGGUACAGGCUGGAUCACAGUAGGGCGCGUGCGUAGAUGUGAACGAGUGUGAAAAUGGGAUGUGUCGUAACGGACAGUGCAUCAAUACUCCCGGCAGCUUCUUCUGUAUAUGCGACCAUGGCUUCAGUCUCUCUAGCGAUCGAACGUCCUGCGAGGACACAAAUGAAUGCGCGAGAGACGGCAUGUGUGCGAACGGACAUUGCAUCAACAUGGACGGAACCUACCACUGCGAAUGCAACCCAGGAUUUAUCUCCUCAACCAACCCACAGAUCUGCGUUGACAUAGACGAGUGCAGGGAAAACGGACGCGUCUGUCAGAAUGGCCACUGUGUCAACACGCAGGGCUCCUACCACUGCUCGUGUAGCCCCGGUUACCAGCUGUCUCCCGACGGCGCGUUCUGCCUCGAUGACAACGAAUGUCAGAAGACAGGUAUGUGCACGAACGGCAUGUGUGUUAACAUGGAUGGCUCGUACAAGUGUGUCUGUGACACCGGAUUCGCUCUCUCACCCGACGGUUCUGUCUGCAUCGAUGUGAACGAAUGCGCAAGUUCUUCCAGUACAUGCGUCAAUGGAGAGUGCAUCAACAACCAAGGGAGUUAUCGCUGCAAGUGCAUGGAUGGCAUGGUGCUAGGAAAAGAUGGCAAGACAUGCAUGGACACGCGGCGAGGGUACUGCUACUCGAAAAUUGAGCACGGUCGCUGUGGCAACCCAUCGCGUCACAUCACCACCAAGUCAGAAUGCUGCUGCAGUGGUGCCAGCAGCACUAGUCUACCCGGUAGCUCCACCUGUGAGGUUACCACCGGCGGCGGCAGAGCUCAGACUGUCACCAGCAGCAGUAUGGUCGGUUGGGGUAGCCCCUGUCAGGAGUGCCCGCACGCCGGGUCGGCCGACUACGAACAUCUAUGUCCUAAUGGACCAGGAACGGACCAUAACGGCAAUGACAUCAACGAAUGCUCGGUUAACCCUAACAUCUGCCCCAACGGCGACUGUGAGAACAUACAGGGCUCCUAUCGCUGCAUCUGUGCGACGGGCUACAAGCUCGACACGUCGGGCAAGUGCUGCGUGGAUGUCGACGACUGCCGCGAGAACCCACUACUGUGUGACAACGGUCAGUGUAAAGAACACUACCGGUAGGCUACAAUGCAACAGUGUCCUAGCG
This is a messenger RNA of Priapulus caudatus, 1280 nucleotides long. Its product is annotated as fibrillin-1-like. The transcript is spliced from 9 exons. Bases 182 to 1255 code for a protein of 357 amino acids. NCBI's taxonomy places the organism in Eukaryota, Metazoa, Priapulida, Priapulimorpha, Priapulimorphida, Priapulidae. The record is from RefSeq and is a predicted model, not a curated record. Gene Ontology annotation, molecular function: calcium ion binding.